AUGGCAUUGCGUGAUCAGGCUUUGAAGAAAAUUGGGGAUAUUACGGCGACCGGGGCCUCAUGUGAUGACGAGUGGCUGUACUCGUCGAAGCUGAAGAGUUGCUACAAGCUAAUCGGCGAUUUCAAUGGUUUCACCUGGGAGACAGCUCGAAAUGAUUGCAUGUCUUUAGGCAGUGAUUUGGCAUCAAUUCACUCUGCUGAAGAACAUCGCGUCGUUGUUGGCCUUGCCGAUACCUAUGUGCAAUUGAUGGCCGAUGGCGUGAUGUUCACAAAAGCUGCGACAUGGAUUGGAGGAAGAAGGACAGGUCCAAACCGCACCGAUUUUGCCUGGUCUAACGGUAGCCCCUUCGACUUUACAAACUGGGCCGGAGGGCAGCCGGACAACUACGGCGGUGAUCAGAAUUACGUUCAGAUCAUCACCACCGUGGUCCCAGGCCACUUCGCACCGACCGACGUUUGGUUGAAUCGCUGGGAUGAUACG
Molecule: messenger RNA, 480 nt
Organism: Mesorhabditis spiculigera
Lineage: Eukaryota; Metazoa; Nematoda; Chromadorea; Rhabditida; Rhabditidae
Source: the annotation of a GenBank genome assembly